UGAUCGAGUGCAUUUAGGGAAUUCCUUGCGUCCAAGCAUGGAAAAGCUUUUAUACUCCUGUUCCCAAGUUAUUGUUCCCCAGGUUCAAAAGUAACAUGGGAAGACACGUCCAACAUACACGGUAACGGAAAACCCACAAGAGCGUCAAAACCGCGUAGCAAGUAACCCCGUUUUAGCACAUCUGUUCAUGCAGGUGACCGUUGGAUAAGAAAAAGAGCCCAGAUUUCCCUAGAAGACAAAUCACGAUGGAAUUGUAAUUUGUGAAAGCACAGUGUCGUGCUGUUGCUUUCUUGCAGAUACAUUAUUUAUUUUGUGCCAGAACCCUUUUUCUUUCGUAUAAGAAGCUGCCCAUAUGCUCAUAUUGUAAACGGUCAUUUGGGGAUGUUGCUGAGUUGAUCUAGGAGAACCUUAGCUUUGGUUGUUUGUAUUUGCUGUCAGAAAGAGUGUUCUGGGUCUAGAGGAAACACAGAGUAUAUAGUCUUGUGUUCAACACAGAGUAGUGGGUAUGAAGAACUCUGUAAUGAGAGAAUGGCUGCUAGUGCUGACUGCUUGUGUGCUCUGCAUGUCUCUUUCAGCAGAAGCCAUAGGUGUCAACUAUGGAACACUUGGGGAUAAUCUGCCACCUCCCAGCCAAGUGGCGAAGUUCCUUCAGACCACUAAUAUUGACAGAGUGAAGCUGUUUGGUGCAGAUCCUGCUAUUUUACAGGCCUUUGCAAAUACCAACAUUGGGGUAGUUGUGGCGGUGGCUAAUGAUGAAAUUGUAGGGCUUAGUAAGCUGGGUGUAGCUCAGGAAUGGGUGAAGAACAAUGUAGCUCCCAGUGUUCCAGACACAAAGAUCAUUGCUAUAUCUGUGGGAAAUGAGGUUUUGUCCACUGGAGAUAAAAAUCUCAUAGCCCAUCUUGUCCCUGCUAUGCAGAACCUUCAUACUGCUCUGGUUGGAGCUUCCCUGGAUAAACAGAUAAAGGUUUCAACUCCUCAUUCUUUGGGCAUUUUGGCUGCCUCUGAGCCACCUUCCAUAGGACGUUUCCGCCGUGGGUAUGAUAGGGUUAUUAUUAAGCCAUUGCUAAACUUCCUUAGAACCACCGGUGCCCCUUUCAUGGUCAAUCCUUACCCCUACUUUGGUUUCACUGCCAAGACCUUGGACUAUGCUCUGUUUAAGCCAAAUCCUGGAGUGUUUGACAAAAACACUGGUAUUACCUAUACAAACAUGUUUGUUGCUCAGUUGGAUGCGGUCUACUCGGCUAUGAAGCUUCUAGGGUUUUCAGACGUUGAUAUUGUAGUGGCAGAAACAGGGUGGCCUUCAUUAGGAGAUAUUGAUCAGCCCGCUGUGAAUAUGGAGAAUGCUUUAUCAUAUAAUGGAAAUCUCGUCAAGUUUGUGACUUCCAAUGUGGGAACUCCAUUGAUGCCUAAUAGGACCUUCGAAACUUACAUCUUUGCUCUCUUCAAUGAAGAUCUCAAGCCUGGUUCCACUGCAGAACGUAACUUUGGACUUUUCAAGCCAGAUAUGACCAUGGUCUACGACGUUGGCUUGAUGAAGGCUCAGAAUACAAGUCCUGCACCUUCUACGGGCACACCGGUGGCACCAGUGACACCAGUAACACCAGUGACACCAGUUACACCAGUACCAGUAACACCCACCACCCCAGCAACUCAGAAGUACUGGUGUGUUGCAAAACCAGAUGUAGAUCAGAAAACUCUGCAACAAAAUAUAGAUUAUGCAUGUGGGCAGGGAGUGGACUGUACUCCCAUUCAGCCAGGAGGUGCCUGCUUUAAUCCUAACACCAUUGCAGCUCAUGCAACUUAUGCAAUGAAUGCAUUCUACCAAUCCUCUGCUCGCAAUAAUUAUGAUUGCUACUUCGGCAAUACAGCACUUCUUACACAGGAAGAUCCCAGUUAUGGGGAGUGUGUAUAUCAAGCAGUGUAGAUUUCCUACAAAUCUUAUAUUAAAUUAUUGAGGGGCGCUUCAAUCUUUGCAUAUCUUUGUUUAAAAUUAUAUUGUAUGUAAUCUUAUGUAGCAUUUAAAGCUGCCAAACAUUAUUAUUAUUCUUGUGGGCAUUUUGUCAGUACGUUAACUGGGUAAUUUGAAAAGUAUUUUGGCUUUUCUUAGUACGUCAUGUGCGUGGUGGGUGGCGUAUAAAAAUUCAAUAUAAUAGCUGGAAUUCUGAAGGCGCCUGACAUUACCUA
This is a messenger RNA of Cryptomeria japonica (Japanese cedar), 2184 nucleotides long. RefSeq names its product glucan endo-1,3-beta-D-glucosidase. The coding region runs from base 506 to 1924 and encodes 472 amino acids. Gene Ontology annotation, molecular function: hydrolase activity, hydrolyzing O-glycosyl compounds. Lineage: Eukaryota; Viridiplantae; Streptophyta; Pinopsida; Cupressales; Cupressaceae. Gene Ontology annotation, biological process: carbohydrate metabolic process. Gene Ontology annotation, cellular component: plasma membrane. The transcript is spliced from 4 exons. The record is from RefSeq and is a predicted model, not a curated record.